Oncorhynchus gorbuscha (pink salmon) is the source of this 495-nucleotide messenger RNA. RefSeq names its product slit homolog 1 protein-like. The record is from RefSeq and is a predicted model, not a curated record. The annotation marks the transcript as partial. Lineage: Eukaryota; Metazoa; Chordata; Actinopteri; Salmoniformes; Salmonidae. The transcript is spliced from 2 exons.
UUCUGCAAGGUGGUUUUCUGAUCUUCCCUUUUCCAUUAGGAACAUUUGGACCAUUUUCAACUCUCCACUCGGUCUCUGGUCAGGGGAUCUUGCUAGCCGCAGUAACCCAGGUCUCUGGAGCCCUGAGUGGGGUUGAGGUAGAGGAGCCUUGUCUCUGGUUGCUGGUGCUUUGGGGCUGGAGGAGAGAAUGGACAUGCCAAGGAGAUCCAUGGCUGGAGCCGGGUCAGGGGGCUGUGGAGCCAGGCUAGACCACGUUGGGGUGGCCCGGGCUGGGCUGUGGCUGCUGCUGUGGGGGUGCCUGCUGGGGGCUGGCGGGGUGGAGGCAUGCCCUUCUCUGUGUACCUGUGUGGGAGCCACGGUGGACUGCCACGGCCUGGGGGUCCGGAACAUCCCCAAGAAUAUCCCCAGGAGCACAGAGAGACUUGAUCUAAAUGGGAACAACCUGACGACCAUCAGCAAGACAGACUUCUCUGGCCUCAAACACCUCAGAGUUCU